Molecule: messenger RNA, 2433 nt
Organism: Theobroma cacao (cacao)
Lineage: Eukaryota; Viridiplantae; Streptophyta; Magnoliopsida; Malvales; Malvaceae
Product: signal transducer, putative (DUF3550/UPF0682)
Biological process (GO): DNA-templated transcription
Molecular function (GO): transcription corepressor activity
Source: RefSeq, a predicted model, not a curated record
AUUUCAUCAAAACAUCACCACUCAGUCACUUACUCAGCCCGAUGUUCUAAUCAUUAAAAAAAAAAAACAACAAACAGCCUCCGGCUCCGGUGAAGUCUCCCGGUCAAUCUAUCGAUUCUCUUCUUCUCACCUCACCGGAAUUUCCCGGUAACGCCCUCCUACUCCUCCUCCUCCUUUUCCUCCGAUUAGAUCAUCGGAAAUAAAAAAACUGACCUUAAAUUCUACAGAAACGACGUCGCGGCCAUGUGAAAAAGCCGAGAAAUCGCAUUUCUAAGGAAGAAAAAAGAAAUAAGAGAAAAUGGCGCAGCAGCAAAUAAACAACAACAGUGGCAAUAGUAGUAAUAUUCCAGUGAGCGAGAGGUAUUGGACAUUGGUGGAUAAAGCUGAUAAGAAGUUUUCUAAGAUCAGAGACUUGCCUUACUAUGAACGCAACAGGUAUGAUACAUACUUUUACAAGGUAUUCAAGGUCUACACACAGUUGUGGAAGUUUCAGCAGGAAAAUCGGCAGAAGCUAGUGGAAGCAGGGCUUAAAAGGUGGGAGAUUGGUGAGAUUGCAUCCCGAAUUGCUCAGCUUUAUUAUGGACAAUAUAUGCGAACAAGUGAAGCGAGUUAUUUGUCCGAGGCAUAUAUCUUCUAUGAAGCUAUAUUGACAAGGGAGUAUUUCAAAGAGGGAUUGUGCCAGGAUACUAAUCUUGCGAACAAGCAAUUGAGGUUUCUAGCUAGGUUUUUGAUGGUGUGUUUGGUUUUGAACCGCAGAGAAAUGGUUCACCAAUUAGUUAAUCAGCUGAAGAUGUUGGUUGAUGAAUGCAAGAGGACUUUUCAGGACACUGACUUUAAAGAAUGGAAGCUGGUGGUUCAGGAGAUAGUUAGAUUUUUGAAAGCUGACACCGCUUUUAUGAAUAUCAGGCCUUUAAGGUAUAGUCUUGUACUGGACCCCCAUCCAGAUGUUCUACCUCAUGUUGCUGCACCUGUUGCUAGGAAGAAUUUAAGAUUGCGAGAUGCAAUACUGAGCAGCUACCAUCAUAAUGAGGUCAAAUUUUCAGAGCUCACUCUUGACACCUUUAGGAUGCUUCAGUGCCUGGAAUGGGAGCCUAGUGGUUCAUUUUACCAGUCAACUGGUGGUAAAAGUGGUCAGAAUGGAGCCUUAGGACCCAGUCGCGUUAACCACUCCCAAGAUAUUGCUGAUCCUACUUUGCCACCUAAUCCGAGAAAAGCUGUAUUAUAUCGUCCAUCUCUAACACAUUUUGUAGCAGUUCUGGCAACAAUCUGUGAGGAGCUCCCCCCUGAUGGUGUUCUCUUAAUAUUUUUGUCAGCUUCAGGAAGAACUGGACAUGCCUUGUCUCCCUCAGGUUCCGGAACCGGUAUCAAGGCAACAGAAAAUAUUAUUAGGGACUUUCAGUCUCACACAAUUCACUCCGAUGGAACCUCCACUUCAUCUUUUAGCUCACCAAGUGAUAGCCCAAACCCUUCUGCAAGUCAAAGUAAAGGAGAUUGCAUCAAUUACGACACUGGUUGCUUGCAGUUUGGUAAUCGCGGGAUUGGAGGAUUGAACUGUAUUUAUCCCAGUGACUUAAUUCCAUUCACAAGAAGACCACUCUUUGUAAUAAUUGAAAGUGAUGCCAGUGAGGUGUUUAAGGCUAUUAGUGGAGCUGAGAAAGGAGAGCGAGCUGCAUUGCUUCUAUCCCCUAGCUGUUCAUUUCCAAUUGGUGCUGCUGAUUCCUCUCGUCAGUCAAUUGGUAGCCUAUUCACAAUUUUUCUAACAGCUCCACUGCAGGCUUUUUGUCUGUUGCUUGGUAUUUCAGGCUCUGAUGUGGAAAUGGACACAUAUAAACAUGCUGAAAGCCUGCUUUCUUCAUCCCUAAAUGACUGGGGCUUGACAUUGGCAACAUCAGAUAACCUUGAUCCUGUCUGGGCACAGGUUCUUAGAGAUCCAUUCCUACGACGGUUUCUUCUGAGAUUUAUUUUUUGUCGGGUGGUAUUGGCCUUGUUUGCGCAAACCUUCAACAAGAAGGAAUUCCAUCCCGAGUGUAUGCCUGCUCUUCCGCAAUCUGUUUCGCCAAUGACGACUGCAUCUCAAACUGUAGUUAUGCAGCUGGCCAAAGUCUUCCGAGCAACCAAACAGUUUAUUUUCACAGAAGGAAUUUCACUUGGCGAUCAUGGAAACAUUGAUAUGGAGUCAUGAAUUAUUAUUUAUGUUAAAAAAAUGUGGUUCUUGAUAAGUGUAUAAAUAUGUGAAUUUAUGUUUGUCUGAUUUGAAAGGCGAGUGUUUGAAGAUGGAAUUCUUCAGUGCUAUAAAUUGUGUCUGGGUUUUGUCUAUAAGAAAAGAAUUGGAAAAGAAGUGUGUUUGUUUUGUAAUGCCGAAAAGGUUGAUGGCCAGCUAUUGCUGGAUUUGUCAGAAAAAAAAAAUGAUCAGUUAUUAUUUCUUUCUGUUAA